GCAAUGCAGCGUACUUUUCAUUUUCCUGUACUAAUAAUUACAGUCAGGUAUAGCUGUGCGUGCAGCUGAGAUUUCCUGAUUUAAAACUAGUGAUUACAAGUAUCUAUAAAGAAAAAUUAAUGAGAUUGAUAUGUUCCAACCUCGUAAACCGUACCACGCAAGAGGCUUACGAUAUUGCAAAAAUUAUUGUAUAGCUAAGAGACGUCUGUCUCAUCUGCAGUGCAUGUGUGCAGGCGGCAUAGCUUGUUCUCAGGCUUGAUUUGGAGCUUUAACCUCUAGCUCGUGGGAACUCUAUUUUUAUUUAUUAAUUUUUUUUUAUUGUAGUUCGUGCAGUAUAUAUUAUCUAAUUUAACUGCGUUCUAUUAUAUGCGAUGCUGAUUAUCGAAAAAACUUGGUCGAGUCGCGUGAGCCGUCAGUCGCAACGGAGCCGAAGGCGCCACGAGCCACGACCAACAUAAAAUUCGACCGACACACACGUACACAUGCGCUCUCACAUAUGUAUACGAUAUACUCUAGAUUCUAAGCUAUACACAAAGCGUAUAUAAGACACUGUACAUAACAAUAUACAAUUCUCACCAGUUGGAGGCAAGAAAUGCAGGGUGCUUCUACGUACGGAAUAUAUAUUAUUAUAAGUAUAAAAUAAUGUCCUCAUCUGCUUAUGAGAGAACACAGGAAAGUGAUGCUUGGGCAUUACUGUCUCUCAAACAAUCUUCCGCUUCCGCUAGCCCAACUAAAAAUCAGUGGGUUGAAAGCAAAGCUACGCCAAUUGCUCGGAUAACUAAUAAUGAAAUAGAUUUUUUUAUGCGCCAAAAUCAUGUGGUCAUUGGACGCAACAGUAGCAAAGGCCGCGUGGAUCUCAACAUGGGCCAUACUAGUUUCAUCUCAAGACACCAUUUGGAGAUAAACUACGAGCAACCUAAUUUUUAUCUUACUUGUAAUGGUAAAAAUGGUAUAUUUGUGGAUGGAACUUUUCAAAAUAAAAAUGAAAUUCCUCUUCAAUUGAAUCAGAGGUGUCAGUUUCGAUUUCCCAGUACCACAAUCAAGCUGAAUUUUCAGUCUCUUAUAGAUGAUGAAUCCGGUGUUGUUCAUGCUGCCUCGCCACCCAGAGCAAAACCUACUUUGCAACCUUUGAGUAUUCAUAUUCCAACAAAUAGUUUUGGAAGUCCGUAUCCUUCUCCAACAGGAACAAUUAGUGCUGCCAACUCAUGCCCAGCAAGUCCAAGAGGAGGACAUGGUAAGGGCACUAUAUCACCGGCAUUACUAAUGGCAGUUAAAUCAGCCAUUGUAGCUAACGAUAAUAACAAUUCCAUUGUAGAUAGACAUGAUGCUGUGCAAAAUUCAAGUAGACCGGCAAGUCCAGAGUCUGCAGGUGAUGCACGGUAUAGAGGCGUAGGGGGUCAAAAUGCAAAUGGUAGCGGCAACAUGGGGCAUUACAGUCCUGUAAAAGAUGAUUCCAAGCCACCUUACUCUUAUGCUCAACUAAUUGUACAAGCUAUUGCAUCAGCUUCUGAGAAACAAUUGACUUUGUCAGGAAUUUACUCUUAUAUUACAAAACAUUAUCCUUAUUAUAGAACAGCUGAUAAGGGCUGGCAAAAUUCAAUAAGGCAUAACUUGUCUUUGAAUAGAUACUUUAUAAAAGUACCUAGAAGUCAAGACGAGCCUGGCAAAGGUUCUUUUUGGAAAAUAGAUCCUCAGUCAGAAACAAAGUUAAUUGAACAAUCGUUUCGACGUAGAAGACCAAGGGGAGGCGGAGCAUCUCAAAAUUGUUUUCGAGCACCUUUUGGAUUAUCUUCAAGAAGUGCCCCUGCAUCUCCAUCUCAUGCGGGUAUUAGUGGCAUUAUGACUCCUGAUUGUCUAAGUAGAGAGGGAUCUCCAGGACCAGAAUCAUAUCCAGAUAGCUCAGUACCAUCACCAGCUGGCCAAUUAACAAGCCAAUCAGCACCUGGUUCACCUGGACAUCCUUAUGUGCCGCCACCGCCUAUUCAUAAACCUCGCUUAUUGCAGCAGGUUACAGCAGCUACUAAUGGCAUAAACAACGAUACACAUGAAAAAUAUUCAGUACCUGUAAAUGUAUCUGAUGAACGUGCCACGUCUCCAGUUGGUCAAUACAGUCCAGCACCCGUUAUUGUACAAACACCAUAUAAUUACAGUGGUAACUAUAUGGACACAAUCGAAAAUAAACGUAGACACGAAGAUCCCGACAGCUCUCCUGGCUCACCAGCUGCUCUAGCUAUAGAUGAAGGUCCAGAAUCGUUAGAACAUCAAGCUAAACGCCUACGCACACAUGAAAGUGAAGAGCAUUAAAAAAUUUUAAAGGUGCAAAGCAUGUGUUACUUUAAAUGUUUUCGUAGUUAUAAAUCCCAUCAUAGUUAGCGCUCUCGACCAGGCUUACAUCAAUUGUCGUUGCCAAAUUCUCAACCACUAAUAAUUUAAGGUAGUUAUAAAACUACGUCAAAAGGUGGACGAAUUUCUCGCGAAAUCAUAAAGAUUUAAUUUUGAGCGUAUACAUUUUGUAUAUAGGUAAUUAUACAUAUUUGCCUACGCUCAAACAUGUAUAUAAUAUGUAUACAAAUAUAAUUAUUAGUUUGACUCUUAUAGCUUGUAAAAUGGUCCAUUCAUUUUUUGGCUGUACUAGUUUUAGUGUGAUCUCUAAAAUGAGUAUAGGUGGCAAUUAAUUUCAAAUAUAAAAUUUGUCGCUGUAAAACGGUAUGAAAAUAUAUUUAUUUUAGGAAAACCAA
Molecule: messenger RNA, 2738 nt
Organism: Trichogramma pretiosum
Lineage: Eukaryota; Metazoa; Arthropoda; Insecta; Hymenoptera; Trichogrammatidae
Gene: FoxK
Product: forkhead box protein K1
Exons: 7
Coding region: 643-2304 (553 amino acids)
Biological process (GO): regulation of transcription by RNA polymerase II
Molecular function (GO): DNA-binding transcription factor activity, RNA polymerase II-specific; protein binding; RNA polymerase II cis-regulatory region sequence-specific DNA binding
Source: RefSeq, a predicted model, not a curated record